Messenger RNA from Cavenderia fasciculata, 1704 nucleotides. RefSeq lists its product as uncharacterized. The record is from RefSeq and is a predicted model, not a curated record. The transcript is spliced from 6 exons. NCBI's taxonomy places the organism in Eukaryota, Evosea, Eumycetozoa, Acytosteliales, Cavenderiaceae. Gene Ontology annotation, molecular function: protein binding. The coding region runs from base 1 to 1704 and encodes 567 amino acids.
AUGAUUGUAGACUAUGCACUUCCUUGGAGCUUUAUUAAACGUCAUCUCCCAACACGAGUCAGUCUAUCAUUAAACAUUAGAACCUAUAUCAUCUCGCGCUAUUGUUCACAUCGUAAUGCUACAUUGGACACACUAUUACAUCUAUUGGAAUGGUCACCUGACUAUAACCCCAUACCAUUUAAAGAGUCAUUCAAUGUCAAUCUAGCAUCAAACAUUGCAAAGACUGGUCGUAGAGAUAUUUUAGAGUUUAUCAUCAACCGAUACCCAAACAUCAAUUUAAGCAAUGUCAUUGAUGAAGCUGCCAAACAUGGUGGUGAUCUAGCAGUAUGGUUGAUGAAAACUUUUAAACAGCUGAUUGAUUAUCCACCCCGUUUAGCUUUACUAAACGCUGCAAACCAUGGUAAUCUAUCAGUCAUUGAAUAUUUUCAUCAAUUAAACAAUCAUUGUCAAUUUACUACCAAUCAUAUGGAUUAUGCUUCAAGAAAUGGUCAUCUUGAAAUUGUAAAAUUUCUUCAUUUUAAUAGAUCAGAAGGAUGUACACAAUCUGCUAUUGAUAAUGCUUCAGAAGGAGGUUUUUUGGAUAUUGUAAUGUUUCUUCAUCACAACAGAACAGAAGGAUGUUCAAAAUCAGCAUUUAAUAAUGCUUCAAGAAAUGGUCAUUUUGAAAUAGUUAAAUUUCUUCAUUUUAAUAGAACUGAAGGAUGUUCAUUUUAUGCUAUGGAUGGAGCUUCUACUUUUGGUAGUUUAGAUAUUGUAAAGUUUCUUCAUUUUAAUAGAACUGAAGGAUGUUCAAAAGAAGCUAUGGAUAAAUGCAGUAAAUUGGAAAUCAUUCAAUUCCUACAUUUUAAUAGAACUGAAGGUGCUACCACACAAGCCAUGAACAAAGCUUGUGAAAGAGGUGAUUUGGAUACUGUAUCAUUUCUUUAUCAAAAUAGAUCAGAAAAAUAUUCUAGUAUUGCCAUAGAUAAUGCUUCAAAAAAUGGUCAUUUAAAUAUUUUAAAGUUUUUAGAAUUUAAUAAAAUAUUAGAAUAUAAUAUUUUAACAAUGAUUGGAUUGGUUAUUCAAAAUAAUUGUAAAUUAGAGAUAUUGGAAUUUCUUUAUCAUCAUGUAAAAAAGGAGGAAAAUGUUCCUCCUUCUUCAAAAGAAAUUUCAAUUGAAAAUGCAAUAUUAAAUGAUCGAUUAGAUAUUAUACAAUUUCUUUAUCAUCAUUAUCCAAAACUAAUAUCUACCUCGAAUGCAAUACAAUUAUCAGUCAAAUAUGGUAAAACAGAAAUUUUAAAAUUCCUCUUUCAAGAAACUAAAAACAAUCAUUUAUUAUUACCAACCUCUGCAAUGGAUACAGCAUCACAAAAUGGUCACCUAGAAAUGGUCAAAUAUCUUCAUUCUAAAAACAAUCAAUGUACAACCAAUGCUAUGGAUAUGGCUAGUUCAAACGGCCAUUUAAAUAUAGUUCAAUGGUUGCACCAAAAUAGAUCAGAAGGACCUACAAAAAUGGCAAUGGAAUAUUCACUUGUUCAAGGUAGAGUACAAGUUGCACAAUUUCUACGUAAACAUUAUCCAAGAGAAUCAAAACGUAUACGUCAAUUAGAUACUAGUAUCCAUUCAAUUACAAAUUAUGUUCAAUAUUGUAAAACUUUAGAAUAUAUUGAAUCAAUUAAUAUUAAAGCAAAAAUAAAAAUUGUAGAUAUAAAUCCUUUACCUUGA